UCCCACGGCGGAGUACGCUGUUGCCACCCAACGCCAUUCACACGCGGACAGUCGCGCUGCCAACAUGCCCACUACACGAAGCAGCGGACGAAGGAAGGCCCCUGAGGUCACAGAGGCCCCAGCACCCAAGAGAGGAAGGAAAUCUGCCAAGUCCAAGAAAGCAGAACCAGAAGCACCCAAGGAAGAGCCUGAGGUAGUACCAGAAGUUGAAGAGAAAGAGAAUGAACCAGCAGCGGCUAACACAGAUGAAGUGCCACAAGAGAAUGGGCAAAAUGGUGUAGAAAAGGAGGAGGAACCAGCAGAGGAGGAGGAGGCCGCAGCACCAGAGGAAGAACCUGCUGCAGAGGACGCUCCAAAAGAGGAGGAAGCAGCCCCUGCAGAAGAAGAGGAAGCACCUGCCAAAGAGGAAGAAGCCCCUGCAGAAGAGGAGAAGAAGGAGGAAGAGGCACCAAAAGAAGAGGAGACAAAAGAAGAAGUUGUAGAAGAGAAGGAAGAACCCCCUGCUCCACCUCCAACCAAAGGACGUGGUCGCAAGCCAAGGAAAGUAGCUGUAGAGCACUGCAAAUCAUGAAGUGUUUUCAAGCGGAAUGCUGUUCAAAUUACGAAUGGCAUCCGCGAAAAGUUCCCCGAUGUUGAGGUGGAACUAAAUGCUACAAAACCCCGUAGCAAAAGCUUUGAGAUCACAGUCACUUUUGAUGAUGGGGAAUCAGCACUGGUGUGGUCGGGAAUCAAGAAGGGACCCCCAAGAAAGGAAAAGUUCCCCGAGUUAAAGGUUGUCUUGGAAGAGCUUGAGAACCAAAUGUAAUUGGGACUGACUAUUGUGUAGGAGUGUAGUUUAUAAUGUUGUCCCUGUUAAGAGAUCUCAAAACUAAAGAUUUAUAUGAUUCACCUCAGAAAAAAUUAUCUGGUGUAUCUUUCUUCUUAGGAAAAUUAGUCCAAGUUCACUAAGUAGAGACUAAUGUUGUUUAUUCAGAUUGUUUUCUUUAGGUUAGGAAAGUAAACUUUCACAAAAAAAAUUAUUAACAGGGACUACCUGAAAGAGUGGGAACUGCCUGGGUAGUGUUGAUGUAAGGAAUCAUUCUCUUUGAUUGUUUUCUAUGAAGGUCCAAAAGCGGAAAGCCGUUUGGUUGCUUAAGACUGGAAGCCCAUGAACAAACGAAGAGAGUGCAGACCUUUUCAUUGGCCUUUUCAGGAUUCCCACUCUUUUGUUAUAAACUAACACUUUGUCCCUACCUCUUUUUUUUUUAUGACAUGUACAAAGUUCCCUGGAGCAGGCAGAGGUUUUAGGUUGUGGGUUGUUACCCAAUUUAUUCACUGCCAAGCAGAGAAUUGAAAAAUAGCUUUCAAAGCUUUAUUCUUUUUUUUUUUUUUUUUUUUUUUUUCUUGGGAGGGGGGGGUGACAUAGGUAUAUUGUUUUCUAAUUUUUAUUGUUACUAAUAAAAAAUAUCACUGUUAUUUUUUUCUCUAUACCCUGCCUACUCCAGUGUGCACUGCAAAUAAGCCCAGCUCCCCAUUUUUGGAGGAUUUUGAAUUUCACAAUUUUUCCCUUCAUUAAGAAAAGUAAAAAAAAAAAAAAAAAAAAA
Molecule: messenger RNA, 1583 nt
Organism: Penaeus vannamei (Pacific white shrimp)
Lineage: Eukaryota; Metazoa; Arthropoda; Malacostraca; Decapoda; Penaeidae
Source: RefSeq, a predicted model, not a curated record